Molecule: messenger RNA, 2843 nt
Organism: Phalaenopsis equestris
Lineage: Eukaryota; Viridiplantae; Streptophyta; Magnoliopsida; Asparagales; Orchidaceae
Product: phosphoinositide phosphatase SAC1
Exons: 17
Coding region: 99-2843 (914 amino acids)
Biological process (GO): phosphatidylinositol dephosphorylation
Cellular component (GO): intracellular membrane-bounded organelle
Molecular function (GO): phosphatidylinositol-3,5-bisphosphate 5-phosphatase activity
Source: RefSeq, a predicted model, not a curated record
UUUACACAGGGCGUCAUUUGAUUUGAUUGGAUUUUCCUGCUGCAGCGGCGGAAAGCCUAUAAAACUUGCUAGUUUUCCAGCCUCUCCGCGCCAUCUCCAUGGCAAAAUCGGAGAACGUUAGGCUGAAUCUACCGCGGGCUCCUUCGAGUAAUAGUCGUCCGGGAGCUCUCCUCGCCGACGUCGACCCCGACACCAACUCCGCAUCUCUGGAGAAAUUCCGCCUGUACGAGACCCGAGCCAGGUUCUACCUCGUAGGCAGCGUCCGCGUACUCAAGAUCGACCGCUCGGAGCGCUCCGAUCUCAAUCUCAGCGAGGACCCCGUGGUUUACUCGCAGCAGGAGGUGAAUAAUCUACUCCAGCGCAUUAGUGAGGGAAAUCGGUCCACGGGAGGGCUUACCUUCGUCGCAAAGGUCUACGGCAUCGUAGGCUGCACCAAAUUUCUGGAAUCCUACUAUCUAAUUUUGGUCACCAAGCGCCGGCAGAUAGGGGCAAUAUGUGGCCAUGCUGUCUAUUGCAUUGAAGAGACUCAGCUGAUAACUGUUCCGCACUCGUCAUUCCAGACGGAUGUUGCCCAUUCCAAGACAGAGCUUAGGUACAAGAAGCUGUUAUCUAGUUUUGACCUCACAAAGGAUUUCUUCUAUAGCUACACCUAUCCUAUCAUGCGAAGUUUGCAGAAGAAUGUGCUUGCUUCUGGCGAUGAAAAAAUGCCAUAUGAAAACAUGUUUGUUUGGAACACAUUCCUUACACAAGCAAUUCGAUCAAGGUGCAACAAUACCAUGUGGACAAUUGCUUUGGUUCACGGGCACUUCAAACUGGUGAGAUUAUCUAUUUUUUGGCGGGAAUUCAGUGUUGCUUUAAUAUCUAGACGGUCUCGUCAUUUUGCAGGGACACGUUAUUUGAAAAGGGGAGUAAAUGAUAAAGGCAGAGUUGCAAAUGAUGUUGAAACUGAGCAAAUUGUCCUUGACGAGGAAGCUGGUUGUUGCAAGGGAAAAAUGAGUUCGGUUGUACAGAUGAGAGGUUCAAUCCCCCUUUUCUGGUCACAAGAAGCUUCAAGAUUUAGCCCUAAACCGGAUAUCAUUUUACAGAGAUACGAUCCAACAUAUCAGGCAACAAAGCUGCAUUUUGAGGACUUGGCUAGGAGAUAUGGCAAUCCUAUAAUUGUGCUUAAUCUAAUUAAGACAGUUGAGAAAAGACCUAGAGAAAUGAUGCUGCGUCGUGAGUUUACAAAUGCUGUUGGAUAUCUUAAUCAGAUUCUCCCUGAGGAAGGCCAAUUGAACUUUAUUCAUUGGGAUUUCCAUAAAUUUGCCAAAAGCAAAUCUGCCAAUGUUUUGGCAGUUCUAGGCGCUGUGGCAAGUCAAGCACUUGAUUUGACGGGCUUCUACUAUAGUGGAAAACCUGUCAGAGUCAAAAGGUCAACUCAGAAAACUAGAUCAAGCAGUGGAAGAGAUGCCUCGCUUGGUGAAUUUAGAGCCAGUGCAGGAGAUCUAUUAAGGUUGGCUGCUAAUACUGAGGCAUUAAAUUAUCUGGCUGCUUGUGACAGGGAGAAUCUGAAGCAGCUAUGGGUUGAUAAUGGUCCUCGUUAUCAAAGUGGUGUUUUGCGAACAAAUUGCAUUGACUGUUUGGACCGUACAAAUGUUGCACAGUAUGCUUAUGGUCUUGCAGCUUUGGGGCACCAGCUUCAUGCAAUAGGUUUGGCAGAUGCGCCAAAAGUGGACCCAGACAGCAGCCUUGCUGCAGCAUUAAUGGAUAUGUACCAGAGCAUGGGUGAUGCGCUUGCUCACCAAUAUGGCGGUUCUGCUGCUCAUAACACUGUAUUCCCUGAAAGGCAAGGCAAGUGGAGGGCAACUACCCAAUCUCGUGAAUUUUUGAAGUCCAUAAAAAGAUACUAUAGCAACACGUACACUGAUGGUGAAAAGCAAGAUGCAAUAAACUUAUUUCUUGGUCACUUCCAACCUGAAGAAGGGAAACCAGCCCUAUGGGAGUUGGACUCGGACUAUUAUCUUCAUGUUUCAGGGACCGAUGAAGGCUCUGACCACAGUGUGCCCAUGGAUAGCAAUUGCAUGGAGGGGACUGCCAUGAAGCUUGCACCAAUAUCAGCCUGCAAGGAAGACUUUCAACGGAUGAAGUUGACAUCCUUUGAUAAAUUAUUGGAGACAACAUGUAGUUUUAUAAAGAAUGUGAGACUGAUCAAUGAAGAUUUAAAAGCUAGUGGUGGUGCAGGAAAUCCUGGAAUGGCACCAGAUGCAGCUGAAAUUCAGCUUAAAAGCCCGAACUGGGUUUUUGGCCAAAGGAAAUAUGAAGAUAGUGCAGGUGCACAAAAAGUGGAUUCAAAUGAAAGAUCAAAAGCCGCUAAUCAGGAAGAAUCUCUUGCGUCAUGUGAUUUCAACUUAAAGUGGCUCUUCUCUCAAGAUGAUGCAUGCAAGGAGGACAUUUUUCAAAGGUCUCUGGCGAUGACUUCAGUUGAAGCAGCUAGCUGGUAUGGUGGAAACUUAAUUUAUGAUCAAGACGUACACAGCAAUGCCUACAAACAUUAUGCUGAGCUAUGCCAGAUUAUGUCUCAAGAUCUUGAGAGCAAAAACUACAGCAACCAACUUCAAAUUGGUGCUGUCAUGGAUCCUUUUGAACAUGAUCCAGAGAAGGAAAAUCAUUAUGGAGAAGCUCUGCUCGUCGGACUGGACAAAGAUGAUUCUUUGGUCGAAGCAGAGAUGUCUGCUGCUCUCAGGGAGUACGAUCGUAUUGGCGACGAGCUCGGUAUACUCAUUUCCGGCAAAGGCUUUGCCGAAGAUCCGAGCUGGUUGACGAGGUUGAUCAUUGGAGAGGAGCGUCUAAGCAUGGAAGCUUAA